CCACGUUCCUACCCACCACUGAAAUCUGUCACUGUCACCCACUGCCUGCACCACAGAGACAUGGGCAGGGAACUGAGCGAUGAUGGGCCCAGGUGAGUAAGAGCCAACAGAUGUGCACGGCUGUGAGCUGGCAACCAGAAAACCCCUGGAUCCUUCUAGACGUAUGUCCACCGGAGUCCUCUCCAUUCAGUGGUCCAUCAUCCAUUGAGCUGUGGAGAGACCCAGACAGGCAGCAUCCAUCCAGCUAUGCAGGCUUCCUGGCUGACACAGGUCGUGUACUUCCCCUCACCCCAUGUGGUUGGCUGUGGUUAGAAACUGAGAUGCCUGAGCCCUGCAUUUAGACGAGUGUGUGGGUAACCCUCAGGUUUCCUGCCCCCAAGAUCUCCCCCCUGCUGAGUCUAUAAAGCCCCCAGGCCUGAGGCAGAUGCACUGUCCCUGCACUAAGAAAAGGAGUACUUGUGGCACCUUAGAGACUAACCAAUUUAUUUGAGCAUAAGCUUUCGUGAGCUACAGCUCACUUCAUCGGAUGCAACCUGAAACCUGUCCCUGCACUGACUCCAAAUAUGAAGGUACAGAUCUUGCUCCUGCUCCCCAUGGCCUUUCUCCUGCCCCCUGGGGCUUGGGCUGGUGAGAUCAUUGGGGGACAGGAAGCCCAGCCCCACUCCAGGCCCUACAUGGCCAAUCUGGAAAUACGACGCGGAGACAAGAGCUAUCGCUGCGGAGGGUUCCUGGUGAAGACAAACUUCGUGCUGACGGCCGCUCACUGCCAGGGAGACGAGAUCACUGUCACACUGGGAGCCCAUAACAUUAGACAACAGGAAGAGAGCCAACAGAAAAUCCCUGUGAGGCGCCAGAUCCUGCACCCGCGAUACAACAGAGACACCAUUAGCAAUGACAUCAUGCUGCUGCAGCUGCAACACAAGGCGCGUCUGACUAAAGAGGUGGGACUGAUUGAUUUGACUUCUGCUCAUCACAGAGUGAGCCCGGGGACCAUGUGCAGCGUGGCUGGCUGGGGGAGGACUAGCCUGACUGAUACACCCAACACCCUUCAGGAAGUGAACCUGUUGGUGAUAAGCGAUGAGACCUGUUACAACCGGUACCGUUACUAUUACCCCUCCAGCAUGCUGUGCGCAGGGGACCCUGAUGACCAGAAGUCAACUUAUCUGGGCGAUUCUGGAGGCCCGCUCGUGUGCUGUGGAGUUGCCGAGGGCAUCGUCUCCAAGUGCAUCAGGAACAGCAUCGCGCCUCCUGCUGUGUACACACGGAUUUCCCACUUCAUGCCCUGGAUCACUGACACCAUGAGAGGAAUCUAGCAACACAGAGCCCCUGGCCAGCCACAGCCUUCUGCUACACAACCUGCUCCUGCAAACAUGUGAUCAGACUUCCCUCUUAGUCUGGGCCUAGCUAUUCAUUGAUUUAUGAUCAACAUAGUCCUUGUGGCCAGAUCAGAGAUGGCGCCCUGUAAUGGGGAAAGGCCCCGGGUCCCAUUCCCCACCCCUCUGAGCCAGCCAGUCCCCCACCCUGGGGCCAGACUGGAGCUGCCACCCCCCAGGGAGACCACAUACCACGUUCCUUUCUGCUUGUACCCUGGAUAGUCUCUGUAAAGCGCUGAGGAAAAUAUGCAACGUUCCCUGCUCUGUGGAUCACAGAUACAGCUUGUGAUACACUAAAUGGCUUUUUGCAGCA
Chelonia mydas (Green sea turtle) is the source of this 1686-nucleotide messenger RNA. Its product is annotated as mast cell protease 1A. The transcript is spliced from 5 exons. Gene Ontology annotation, cellular component: intracellular membrane-bounded organelle; cytoplasm. Gene Ontology annotation, biological process: proteolysis. Lineage: Eukaryota; Metazoa; Chordata; Testudines; Cheloniidae. The record is from RefSeq and is a predicted model, not a curated record. The coding region runs from base 564 to 1313 and encodes 249 amino acids. Gene Ontology annotation, molecular function: serine-type endopeptidase activity.